This is a messenger RNA of Rasamsonia emersonii CBS 393.64, 300 nucleotides long. RefSeq lists its product as uncharacterized. The record is from RefSeq and is a predicted model, not a curated record. NCBI's taxonomy places the organism in Eukaryota, Fungi, Ascomycota, Eurotiomycetes, Eurotiales, Trichocomaceae. The transcript has a single exon. The annotation marks the transcript as partial.
GUCGAUACUAUCCAUGCUUUGUACUAUGUGGUCCCUUAUAACAUCGAUCGCAUCCUGCCUAAGGUCCUCGCCGCCGAACUCCGAAUUGGUGAUGAAAAGAAAAAGUGCUUUGUCACUUGGGAACAGAUGGAGCGUAUGAAGAACGGACAGGACCACCUCACAGGAUUGGAGAACCGGAUAAAAACUCUUGAUCAAAAGGCCAAGCGUCAAGGAGGCAUUGUUGCGUUGAUCGGUUCUGCGGUCGGCGUAGGAGUUUUUGUGGCAGGAAUGGCCAUCAAGGCGAGGCUUCUCGGUUUGUAG